AUGGAAAACAGUACAGAGGUCUUGAAAGCUGUGAUUUCUGGAAAUGCUGCGCAACUAAAUGAAAUUCUUCAGAGUUUGAAUAGUACGGAAAGAGUUUCUGUUUUAGCUGCCCAAGACUACACUGACGAGGCCUUAAAAAGGGAAAAAAUUAUUGGAAUUCCUUGUAAAACCACACCGUUGAUAGUUGCUGUUCAAAGUGGAAAUCUCGAUUGUGUCAAACUACUACUGAAUUACAAAGCAGACAUUGAAGCGCAGGGAGAGGGCUUUAGAUAUCCUGAGUUUGUUAGGCUUGGGGACGGCUAUCUGGAAUCUGACCUAGUGUGCAUGGGCACUGGUCCGCCUUUGCUUUUCGCUGCCGCUAACGGACAUCUUGAUAUUUUAAGUUAUUUAUUUGAACAAGGAGCUAACGUUAAUGCAUCCUCCUCUUCAGACGAUAUGUGGAAUACUCCGCUUAUUGUUGCCUUGAAAACCGGAUACAUUGAUGCAUUUACCUUUCUUAUUGAUAAAGGUGCGGAUGUAAAUUUACCAGACUAUCAAGGUUAUACAGCUCUACACUAUGCUGUUAAAAGCGAGAACUUUGAUGCCUUAAGUUGUUUAGUUCAUAAUGGGGCUGAUGUUAAUCUCUUUACAUCAAUGUAUAAACAUACACCUUUGAUGUUGGCCUGUCAAUCUCAUAACAUGGAUGCCAUAAAUUUUCUACUAAACAAAGGGGCUAAUGUGAACCUUCAAGACAGAAAUGGGCAAUCAGCUUUGCACUUUGCUUCCUCAGACAUUUGUUAUUGGUUGAUUCAAAAUCUAGCUGAUGUUAACAUGUGUGACAAUCAUAAUUGCACCCCACUGAUGCUAGCUAGCAGGAACAGUGAUUUCAAAAAGGUAGCCAUGCUUAUUGAGAAUGGAGCAAAAGUGGAUCUUCAAGAUGUGGAUGGUAAUACUGCUCUACACCAUGCUGUGAAUAACCCAGUACUCCACUACACACGUGAAAUUUGUCUUGCACUUUUGACUGCUAAGGCAUCCAAUCUGUGUAACAGUCAGGGAUGGACACCUCUUCUUCUAGCCAGUAAAAACUGCAUUGAAUCAGUGGUACAGAAAUUUUCAAAGCAGCCAGAAGUAACAAAAGAGCAAAAAGCUAAUGCUCUAGAACUACUUGGAGCCUCUGUUUGUUUGAAGAGUGGUACCUUUGCUUAUUAUAAGGAUAUUCAUUUAGCUAAAGGAUUCAACUACUUCAAGCGCGGCAUGAAAGAAAGGUUUGCUGAUGCUUCCCAUCCUUUGUUAAAACAGCAAGUGGAACCUGCUGAAGCUUAUCAGAACAGAAGAGAGUGUCAAACUCUUGAGGAGCUUGUUGAGAUUCAAUUUGAUGGGGUUGCUAUCAUCAUGGAAAGCUUUGCUAUUAGAGAAAGAAUCAUUGGAGCUAACAAUGUAGAACUACUCAAACCAAUUGAGCAUAUUGCUGAACGCUUUUGCAGAAGCGCCCCUGGUCAUUUUUACAGACUAAGUAUACCUCUGUACAGAUAUGCAACAAAAAUUGCCCAAGGGCGUAUUGAAGAAUGUUUUGAAUCUGCAGUGUCAUGUUUAUGGCAUUUAACGGAUGUAUUGUACGAAUGCAAACAAUAUUCUGAUAGAGAGCUUUUGCUAGAAUUGCUUGAGCUAACAGUUUUUUUGUGUGAGAAUUGGCCAGACUACUAUGGACAUUACCAGUCUGUCUGGCAUAUAGAGUAUGAUGAUAAAAAAGUGUCACUGUUUGAUUCUGUGGAGGCAGUGAUACAUAUGAUUACCAAGAAUCUCCAAAAUGGUGAGGAAGAUGAAACAUACUGGAACGUCUUGGUUUUGCUGAGAAAACUUCUGCGUCAUAAUCCUAGAUGUAGGAAUGAUAAUGCCACACUGCUUCAUUUUGGUACUUAUUCAACUGAAGAAAUCAUUACUGAUAUUGUUCCAAGUGCUGAUACAGUGAAAUUGCUUUUGAAUGCAGGAUUCAAUGUAAAUGCCAUUGACUGUGAUGGAGACACCCCACUUCAUAGUGCUGCUAGAUUAGAACCUGGCGAUGACUUGAUUCACCAGGUACCUGAAAUUAUGAAGGCUUUGUUUUAUGGAGGUGCUCAUCACGAUUUUGUCAACAAUGAUGGUAAAACACCCAUGGACGUGGCUGAAACUGAUGAAGCUCGCAUGAUUCUUUCAGAGAGAAGAAAACUGGAGUUAAAGUGUAUCAAUGCCAGAGCUGUCAAAAAGUUUGGAAUUCCUUAUUUGGGGGAGGUACCCAAAACACUGGAGAAAUACAUUAGCAUGCAUUAA
This is a messenger RNA of Porites evermanni, 2286 nucleotides long. NCBI's taxonomy places the organism in Eukaryota, Metazoa, Cnidaria, Anthozoa, Scleractinia, Poritidae. The record is from the annotation of a GenBank genome assembly.